AUGCAAAUUGACAGGACUGGCAUAAUCUGCGACACUCUCAUUCAACCAUUCAGCUCUGUCCCAAGUCGAGCAGGGGAUCUUACAUCUCUUAUUAAUGCACCAUUAACUCGAAAACUGCCUAUAUCCUUCUAUGAGGAGAUAACGUUUCCCCACCUUGCUGAUUUUAUUGAAACAAAAAAUGAUGAAUGUGGAAGUAACCUAUCAAAACACAUUUCCCAUUUACUUACUGACAUAGUUGAAAAGCAAAAUUUAAAUGACACAUCAGAAGAUAUGUUGCACUGGGGAAUGGAUAAUAUUAUUAGAAUUCCACUUCAGAUUUUUCAUGAGAAUCUUGGCAGAGGAAUGCUUCCAAUUGAAAUGGAUCGGAAUAGUAAGGAUCAGGGAACAACAACUAUAGGUAAUAAAAGACCAGAUUUUCUAUGCUGGACAAACAAUGUACUUCUAUUUAAAGGCAAAGAGAAGGCUGAAUUUGUGGAUUUUUCAAAAGCUAAGGAUGAACUUGAAGAAAAAUUCAAUAAGUUUGAUCCUAUGUAUUUUGGAAAUAUACAGUUUAUGAUUUGUUAUGCCGCAGCAGGAACAAGGUUGCGUUUUUUUGCAAUUGAUGGAUCAUCAAACACAAAUCCACCAAGCCGUUUAGUUGCACUUUCAAAUCAAUUUGAUAUGAAUAAUCGCCGAGAUCGUGUUUCUAUCCUCUGUAUAGUGGUUAAUAUUGCACGCAUAAUGAGGACUGUAAGCAAUACUAUUCCUGAAAUGAUUGUUCCUCUUGGAAAACGGUUGAAAACUGAAAAAUCGAUGAUUACAAUUUUAAGUGACUCAGUAGAGAAAAGGGUCUCAGUGGAAUAUCUUCCAUUUGCUGAAAAUUUGGAUGAUCGUAUCAAUUUCUUAUCAGAAAUGUACAAAUAUGCAAAAGGUCAUCCAGGGCUUGUUCAAGUAAAAGAAGGCCCCAGCAUUAGUAGACAAGGAAUUUACAAAGUUGUGUUAGAAACACGAGGUCAUGUUUGUCAAUUGAGGAAUGAAGACGAAACAUGUGCAAUGUCACAGAGUGUGCUCAUUGGGCUAAACUGGUUACAUAAAGGAGGUUAUGUUCAUUAUGACAUCCGAUUAUCAAAUAUUCUCUUUAUUCCUGGUAAUGCAGAUUAUAAAUAUGUUCUUAUUGAUUUUGAACAUGCUAAUGUGGAUGGAUUAGUAACGUCUGAAUGGUUGAAGGAUUGGGACAAUAAAACACUCACAAAGAAUAAUAAGUAUACAGCACAAUCUGAUUUGUAUCAAUUUGGAAAGAUGCUUAGGAAUCUUAAUACAGUGAAUUCAAAAGCUGGAAAGAAAUUUUUAGACAGUUUGAGAGAUAAAAGCAUUAGUGUAGAAAAUGUACUUCAUGAUGAAUGGUUCAA
Molecule: messenger RNA, 1388 nt
Organism: Entrophospora candida
Lineage: Eukaryota; Fungi; Glomeromycota; Glomeromycetes; Entrophosporales; Entrophosporaceae
Source: the annotation of a GenBank genome assembly